AUGGCUUCCCAUCAUCAGCUCACUCGUGCUAUUCCAUAUCCCGGAAAGGAACCUUUUGGCGCCCUUUGGAAUAAGUGUAUCUGGCAAUGGGUUUUCUUUACCGGGGCUCGUCUGCGUCUGCGAGUUCUAGAAAAGAAUAGGCUUUUCUGGAUAUAUUUCGUGAUACCUCCAUGGUGUGACCCUGAAGAGAGCUAUCAUUUGCCUGGGGUUCCAGAGAUGGCUCAGUGGGAUGUGAUACACACAGAAAGCACCAUGCCCAACGGUUACCAUGUGUAUGUCACCUCACGGAUAACUUCUCAUGGCUUUGAGGGACAACAGUAUAUACCUGCGGGUAACUUCCCGUCAUUUCAGCAUGUGUCUCAUAACCACCACUUUUCACAUAUGACCCAUCCAGGAUACCAAGUACAUCAUGGCUCCCCCUUGCAGCAGGUGCUCAAGCGAUCGGGUCCCUCUUGGGUGACUAUCCCUCCGCAGUCGUCCCUACAGGGUUCAGUUCAAGCCCAGGCGGGACCGAGUCAAGGCAACGUUGCCAACAAUCCAUGUGAACCGGAACAGCCUGAAUCACAGUCCAGAGAAUUGUCACCACUUGAGAGUGGUCAUGACAUCGUGUGUGAUGUUUUAAUCGUCGGAGAAAUAGAAGUCACAGACGAAAACGCUCAAGAUCUCCUUCCCCUCGAAGCUCGCCUUUUUGUUGGAAAUAUACCAAGUGCUCUUUGUCCAACUCAGAUAAAGUUCGAGCUCAAGAGGAUCCUUGCCAGAUAUGGAUGUUGUUAUGUCAAAGUGAAGACGAACCCUAAUUCUGGUUUGAGAACCGCCUUUGCGCAAUUCGAGACACCGGAGGUUGCGAACAGAGUCAUGCAAAAGAGCAAGGAUCAGCCAUCAGAAUUCGAUCUUCACCACCGCUCUCUCCGGUUCGAGAUGGCGAAAGGGAAAAGGGAGAUUUCCACUCGCACACGUUCCCGUGAAGUUUUCUCUCAACCAGACCCUUGCACCACACGAGUGGAUAAUAUUGAGGGUAGGGUCGAGCCCGCCCAAGAAAUGAACGGCGAGGGUAGGGUCGAGCCCGCCCAUAACAUGAAUGCCGAGGGCAACGUCGAGCCCACCCACAGAAUCAACGGCGAGGGCAGAGUUGAGCCCCCGCAAGACAAUAGGGAAGUGGUCUCCGAAAGCGGCAAGUCUGCUGGGGAAACCCGUGAGAGUUUCUAUAAUGUAGGGGCCAGAGGCAGCCACUCAGCUCCGUGCCUACCUCUCGUGUGGGAAGCCUCUGCAACGGCCUGA
Aspergillus niger is the source of this 1278-nucleotide messenger RNA. RefSeq lists its product as uncharacterized. Gene Ontology annotation, molecular function: nucleic acid binding. The coding region runs from base 1 to 1278 and encodes 425 amino acids. The transcript is spliced from 3 exons. The record is from RefSeq and is a predicted model, not a curated record. NCBI's taxonomy places the organism in Eukaryota, Fungi, Ascomycota, Eurotiomycetes, Eurotiales, Aspergillaceae.